AUGAUAGAGAACGAAGCCCUGAAUCGAGAAUCCCUAAAAACUAUUGCAAUUACUGUAGUUACAAGAAAGAAAAAGGCCAUGACUAUAAGAACUACCCUUAUAACUCUAAUUGAAAUAAAAGAAGAAUGUACUGAAAUUAAAUUAUUAAAAGAACAACAAGCUAGAAAGUGUAAGUGUGACCAAAUCGAAGUUUAA
This is a messenger RNA of Racocetra fulgida, 195 nucleotides long. Lineage: Eukaryota; Fungi; Glomeromycota; Glomeromycetes; Diversisporales; Gigasporaceae. The record is from the annotation of a GenBank genome assembly.